UGCUUGGCCAACCUGAGAUGCCGCUCAGUUGAGCAAACUUAACCAAUUAUAUGGAUGUAAUGUAAAGUUGAGGAUAGAAGGAGCACAUUCUUGCGAGAAAGAAGUCAACAUGGAGCACCACUGGUUGGCGGUUUGUGCACUGAUUUUGGCACUUGGUGCAUUCGUGCACUUUGACAUCGUUUUUGCUGCAGGAGCUGACGGCAAUUUAACAGUGAUUCUUCCCAAACCAGGCCACUGCCCCCGUCGCCUAAAUGUUGUCCCAUCACAUAAGGGAUGUGUGUGUGAUGAAGACUGUCCCGCUGACCACAAAUGCUGUGUCUUUGACUGUGGAGCUGUCUGUGUCCCUCCUGCUUUCACCAAGCCAGGAGUGUGUCCUCGAAGGAAAUGGGGCUCAGGACCGUGUGCAGAAUAUUGCUCUAACGACAGCGACUGCCCAAAUGAUGAGAAGUGCUGCCACAAUGGAUGUGGACAUGAGUGCACUGCACCCUACAAAGUGAAGCGGGGUCGCUGCGCUCUUCCUCAGGGAACCCCCAUGUGCGCAGAGUACUGCUAUCAUGAUGGUCAAUGUCCAGGAGAGCAGAAGUGCUGCAGGACGACCUGCGGGCAUGCCUGCAGUGAGCCCUGCUGAUUGGAUGGCUCAGCAACUCUGCUACACGUGGGGCACUUGUUUGGUUUCUUUCAUGCAACAAUACUCAAAAUGUAUGGUCACUUUUUUUAACCGAUAGUUGCACACUUUGGUAAAAUGUUUGAGCAUUGGUUUGCACAAAGCUGGAUUCUUUAGGAGGGAGGGUUAAGUUCUCCUUUUAAUAUAGUUAACAUGCCAUUUUAAGUGCCUUUUACUUGCAGUUCUGUACAUACAAAAAUUGUACUCAACAUUUGGAAAAGGAAGAACUUAAUAACUUGCAGGUGGACCAUAGUUGGUAGGCUGCCAUUUAUAGUCUUCAAAAGACCUACAGUAUGUUUGUGUUUGAACUUCCAUUAGUUUACAAUCUUAUGCAACAUUUUUGCCAGUAUUUCUGCAUUAAGUAUUAUUAUUGUAUCUUCAAGUGUAUUUUAAAUGGAUGAAAAAUGUACUGUACUCUUACUUCUAGAGUUUGGGUGGGUUGUUUUGUUUGGGUUUUUUUUGUUGUUGUUGUUGUUUUUUAGCAUUAUUUCACCAAUAAACGUUUCAAGGCCCCAGAAA
Plectropomus leopardus (leopard coralgrouper) is the source of this 1183-nucleotide messenger RNA. RefSeq names its product WAP four-disulfide core domain 2 (gene wfdc2). Gene Ontology annotation, cellular component: extracellular region. NCBI's taxonomy places the organism in Eukaryota, Metazoa, Chordata, Actinopteri, Perciformes, Serranidae. Gene Ontology annotation, biological process: antibacterial humoral response; innate immune response. The record is from RefSeq and is a predicted model, not a curated record. Gene Ontology annotation, molecular function: serine-type endopeptidase inhibitor activity.